UGAGCAGUGUUAAUUCAUUACAUUUUCAAUUCCGAUUUAUAGAGCGACCACUGCUUGUUUACGAGACAAAAAUAGAUAUUAGACAAUGGUUUCUGAUAACUAGUACGCAGCCUCUUGUCGUAUGGAUGUACAAGUACUUUUUUUAAACACAUUGUCCUAGUACCAAAAAAAUGUUAACAAAAUUUUGAUGAAAUUUUAUUAAACAUGUAACAAAAUUUUAUAAUUAUAUUUCACUGAAAAGAUUAUUUUCUGCGUUUAAUGAAGAAUAGAUGACAUUUUAAUUAGGAUUCAGUAAAAACGUAAUGAAAUUUUUACGAAAAAUAAUCAAUACUAUUUAGAAUAACUCCAAUAUUUGCAGAAGUAAGAAAAAAUAGAAGUAAAUGUAACUUGUUCGCAAUCACUUGUUCUAUUAUAUACUUUUAUUAUAUUUUUAUAAUAUUAUUCUAUAUAUACUUUUAUGUAAUAUUUCUAAAAAUCGCAAAUAUUUCUAAAAAUUGCACUUUGCAAAAUGAUUACUUCAUUAUGGUAAAUUAACGACAUAUUAUUGAAAUUGCAAUGAUUUUUUAAUAAAAUCACUAAUCAAAAUGUUUCAAAAUAAACAUAAAAUUUAAUAAAAUGUUAAUUAAAAUUAACUUUUUUCCGCCAGAAUAUGUUAUGUCAUAGAGCUUUUAAUAACUUGAAUUAUCUAAUUAGGGAUAUUUUAAUACGGUUUGCUUCAAAAAAUUUCACUCUCGAUGAUUUUCAUGAGUCCAUCCACUUGUGCAAUACGACGGUACAGCUGAAAUAUCGGAAGUUACCAAGAUGCAAUUCUGGCUUACCUGAACAACGUCACUGGAAUCUUCAAGAUUUUAAGGAUUAUCUUCAGUACUUUAACAUUUUCUUUUACAAAGAAUUAAAAACUUUAAUCAAACAACUAACUACCACUUUAGAUCACGUAAUCAAGAAUUGGCUUGGGAAAAGAUUAUCAGGCCGGGGAUAAAGCAAAAUCUGAUAGGAGCACUUCUGGCGUCGCAGGAUAAUAUGGUAAAUCAUAAGAACAGUUUUCAAUUGUAUGGCGCUGAUUUCGUAGUGGCUAAUGAUUUUUCGGUGUGGCUGUUGGAAAUAAAUACAAAUCCACGAUUGCAUCCGCCAAGCAGCGAAGUCACUGCGAAAUUAUACCCGGAAAUUAUUGAAGAUGCAAUGAAAGUGGUCUUAGAUCGGCGAAAAAAUAAAAAAGUAUCUCUGGGAAAAUUUGAGUGUAUUUACAAGCAACGGAAUCCGUUUUGCGGUGUCAAUAUUUUGGGACAAGGCACGAGUCUCGGCAUUCGUGGCAAAGGUUUAUUUGUUACGUCAAAAUUACCGUGAUAUUUGUGAUGUAACAUGACUGUACUAAGUAACAUCGCCGAAAUUCAUUCAUUGAGAAAUCUAUUUUGCAAAGAGAACUGUUUCAAUUUCCAUCACAAUCUACUCGGUAAUGCGAGUAAUUUCGUAUUAGCACAUAAACAAACUGUCAUAAAUCGUCAUCUGUACACACGUUACACACGUGUUACACACGUAUGUAAGAAAGGAGACUUUUAUGAUCUCCUUUCCUGAUAUUAAACGUAGCAUAUGAUAAGUGGAAGAACAAUCACAGGGCAGUAAUUUAUUAAAAACGUGUUUAUGUUACAAGUAACAAUGUUGUAGGUAUACAGUCCUAUAUAAACAAAAUGUUUUCUUUCUCGGAACAAUGCGUACACAUUAUUACACGGUUAAGGUAGAUAGGAUUAUGUCACGCUACACGUCCACAUUAUUCACAUACAAAAUCACUCAGGUUUUGUAAACAUUUUAAAAAUCAUUAUACUAUUUAAUUUGAUCUUUUAUCAUAAAAUAUAUCGUUCCAUGUUUUGCAGGCUAAAUAUGUUCUGCAAAUAUAUUUUCAAAUCGAAAUAAUGUAGAUUAUUGUUUAGAUAAUAAAUGUAUAAUCUUAUAAUAAAAUAACUAUCCAGAUUUUAUAGCAUAGACUUUCAAGAAAAUCAUUGUUAAUAUGAUAUCAUGUUUUAAACUUAUUUGUAAAAAACAACUAUUAAAAAAGAAAGAUGUGAUAUUAUUUAUAAUAAAUUCCAUUCAACCAAUUUGACAUAAACUAUAGACAAUUCAAUGAAUUCAGAAUUCUUGCUGUUAUUGCAACAUGAUCUAAUAUAAUAUAUAUGCUUUAUCUCACUGAAGUAAAAUUGCGUAUUUUCGAUAUCGAGAUGACAAUACAGGACCUACCAUGUACAAAUAGUGUAUGUAUAAAUCAUGGAACAUGUUUAAUCGAGCUAGAAUAUGCUUACAUCAGAUAAAAGGAAUUACCUAUACAAAAAAAUAUAUAAAUUCAAAUUUGUUGGACAAGUUAAAAGUAUUAAUAUGAUUAGUACAAUAGCUUUAUAUAUAAAAAACUUGUAUUCGCUUGUAUUGAUGUUAGCAUAACCUCACGUAACAUGAAAUCCCAUCUGUAUAACUUUAUUGAAAUCUCACAAGAUGAGAAUCAAUUAUUUAAUUCUGAUGUAUUUUAUCAUCAUAAUCAAAUAAAAUUCAAUCUUGUUUGAUUUCAACACUUUGAAUACAUUAGGGUGAGCUUUGUG
Molecule: messenger RNA, 2582 nt
Organism: Monomorium pharaonis (pharaoh ant)
Lineage: Eukaryota; Metazoa; Arthropoda; Insecta; Hymenoptera; Formicidae
Product: tubulin monoglycylase TTLL3
Exons: 2
Coding region: 1021-1344 (107 amino acids)
Biological process (GO): protein polyglycylation
Molecular function (GO): protein-glycine ligase activity, initiating
Source: RefSeq, a predicted model, not a curated record